Molecule: messenger RNA, 1430 nt
Organism: Tarenaya hassleriana
Lineage: Eukaryota; Viridiplantae; Streptophyta; Magnoliopsida; Brassicales; Cleomaceae
Product: rRNA-processing protein EFG1-like
Exons: 8
Coding region: 104-1087 (327 amino acids)
Biological process (GO): maturation of SSU-rRNA from tricistronic rRNA transcript (SSU-rRNA, 5.8S rRNA, LSU-rRNA)
Cellular component (GO): preribosome, small subunit precursor; nucleolus
Source: RefSeq, a predicted model, not a curated record
CGCAUUUUAUUUGUGGGAAAUCAAACACACGAACGUGAGGGCUGACAAAACGAGUAGCCCUAGUCUCUCUUCCUUUUGGCCCAAAAAUAAAAAGACUCCGGCGAUGGCGCACGGCGGCUACGGCAAGGGGAGGGUGGCGGAGCGGAAGAAAACGGCGGGAAAGGGCCGGAUAUUGAAAGGGUUGGGCGUGGAGAAGAAGCCUAAGCAUGUCUCUUUCAAGAACCAGAUUCGCUCCAUCGAGCGCAUGCUUCGUAAAGAUCUUCCUCCUGAAGUAAGAGAGGCCCAGGAGAAGAAGCUGGAAGACAUUAAGAGGCAGCAAGACAUCCAUACCCGUCUUGCUGUGGAACGUAAAAUAUUCCUCAGGAACAAAAAGAUUAAGUUUUUUGAGAGGAGAAAGAUCGAAAGGAGAAUAAGACGUCUUGAGAAGCUGCAAUGUACUUCAUCCGGCCAUGUGCAGGAUACCGAGAUAGCUGAGCAGAUUUCUAAACUGAAAGAGGACCUUGAAUAUGUUAGGUUUUUCCCCAAAAAUGAGAAAUACGUCUCUCUAUUUACUGGUGGGGAUGAUUUAGAAGUGGCUGAGCGGAGAAAUGAACUGCGGAAGCAGAUUAAGGCCAAUAUAAUUGCUGCUGCUGCCAGCGGAAAAGAUUUGGAAGAGACAGGGAGUGAAGACGAUGGGCAUUUGGACCUGAGUGAUGAUGAUUUCUUUCUCAACGGAAGCACAAGUGAUGAAGCAGAUGCUGAUGAGGAGUGUACUGAUAAAAGCACCAGGGAGCCGGCUUCUAGUGCUUCUGCCAGAGCAACGUCCGGCAUGUCCAGUGAUGAAAGGAUCCAGAAGCAAAAUUCUGCUAGGGCUUUAAUGCCACCGCCACGAUCGAGGUCUGCAUCAACAUCAAGGAAGAAUUCAUUUGCCAAAAGGGAUGAGAUGUCUACAUCCAGCAAUGCUUCAAAUAGCAGAGGCGGGUCUUCACAUAAUGCGAGGGCCACUUCAAGUUCACGCACGGGUCAGAGUAGCAACCCGAGUUCGAAUUCUGAUGCUCAUAAACCAAAGAGGAAGAGAAGGCCUAAGAAGAAGAAGCAGCAGGCAUGAUGACUUGCCACCCUACCGACAUUUGAAGAAACACCAAGAAGCUCCUACCACACUUAUCACUUGCCAUAAUUCUCCAAUGUGAGCUGCAGCGAUGGCCUGUAUUGGUCCCCCAAUGCAUAUAAAUGGCUUAGAUGAAGUGGUGAAUCCAGAUAUAGGCGGCUGUUGUUUUUGGUCCGAACAAUCCUUUGAAUCCCGAUAUAGACUUUGUGCAAAAGCUUCUCCCUUUACGUAUCUUCACGAGAUUUUUGAAUUUCAGGCUUUUUGUUGUUUCCUCUUUCAUACAUCUGCAGCUCACAAGAUUCUGUACGAAUGUGUGUAUUGAUUAUGCAGAAGUUCUUACACA